Molecule: messenger RNA, 738 nt
Organism: Cucurbita moschata (crookneck pumpkin)
Lineage: Eukaryota; Viridiplantae; Streptophyta; Magnoliopsida; Cucurbitales; Cucurbitaceae
Product: NDR1/HIN1-like protein 1
Exons: 1
Coding region: 27-662 (211 amino acids)
Biological process (GO): defense response to other organism
Source: RefSeq, a predicted model, not a curated record
UUCACUUCCACACCCAUUCAGUUGUCAUGGCAUACGACUGCGAGAAGCACUGCAAGAAAAAGCGCAUUAAGCUCCUAACCCUAAUCGGCGCCGUCGUCGGUAUCUUAAUCUUCCUCCUCCUCCUCUGCAUCCUCAUAAUCUGGGCCGUCCUCCGCCCCACCAAGCCCACUUUCCUCCUCCAAGACGUCACCGUCUACGCCUUCAACGCCAGCGUCCCCAGUUUCCUGACCUCCAAUUUCCUCCUCACUAUCUCUUCCCGCAACCCCAACCGCCGCAUCGGAAUCUACUACGAAGACCUCCACGUGUCCGCCACUUACCGGAACCAACAGAUCACUCUCCACACGCUCAUCCCUCGGUUUUACCAAGGCCAUAAGGAAGUUAGCGUAUGGUCCCCUUUCGUCUCCGGCACCGCCGUCCCGGUUGCGCCCUUCAUCAGCACGGCACUGAAUCAGGAUCGUGACGUCGGAGCGCUGCCGUUGCUUGUCAGAAUUGAGGGGCGGGUCCGUUGGAAAGUUGGAAACUUUAUCAGUGGUCGGUAUCAGUUCCACGUGAACUGCCCGGUGGUGAUCAAGUUCGAUGGGUGUCCGCCGUCUGGAGACGGAUCCAUUGUUGAGUAUAACGUGAAGUACCAGGUGGUUCAGAGAUGCCACGUUAGUAUUUGAAUUUAGGGUAAAUGUGCUUUCGUGUUGGAAAAAUAAAUAUGUUUUAAUAAAUGAGAUUAGUGGUAAUGUGGGUUAA